Momordica charantia (bitter melon) is the source of this 1725-nucleotide messenger RNA. RefSeq names its product protein NUCLEAR FUSION DEFECTIVE 4-like. The record is from RefSeq and is a predicted model, not a curated record. Gene Ontology annotation, cellular component: membrane. Lineage: Eukaryota; Viridiplantae; Streptophyta; Magnoliopsida; Cucurbitales; Cucurbitaceae.
AUGGGCGACAACAACCAUGCAGCAGCGAGUUGGCAUUUCGUGAAACAAGUUGCAGAAGGGCGAUGGUUUUCAGUAUUCGCAUCGUUUCUGAUCAUGAUCGGCGCCGGUUCAACUUACCUCUUCGGAACAUACUCAAAACUCUUGAAGACCCAAUUCGAUUACGACCAAACCCAAGUUAACACCUUGGGAUUUGCCAAAGAUCUCGGCUCCAACUUCGGAGUUUUCGCCGGACUUCUCGCCGAGGUGGCUCCCUCGUGGGUCCUUUUCCUCGUCGGCUCAUCCCUCAACUUCUUCAGCUACUUCAUGAUUUGGCUCUCCGUCACCCGCCGCAUUGCCAACCCCCAAUUCUGGCACAUGUGCCUCUACAUUUGCUUGGCUGCAAAUUCCCAGAAUUUCGCCAACACUGCAGUCCUCGUCACGAGCGUCAAAAACUUUCCGGAGCGACGGGGGAUCAUCCUGGGGCUCCUCAAGGGCUUCGUCGGGAUCGGAGGCGCCAUCUUGACGCAGAUGUAUUUAGCCAUUUACGGCCACGAAAACCAGGCCAGUGUGAUUCUCCUUCUAGCGUGGUUCCCCUCGGUCAUAUCCUUUGUGUUUGUGCUCUCCAUUCGAACCAUCAAAGUCCGGAAACACCCGGAGGAGCUCAAAGUGUUUUACCAUUUGCUUUAUGUCUCCAUAAUUCUGGCGCUCUAUAUCUUGUUCUUGACCUUAACCCAAAAGCAGGCUGUUUUCUCCCACGCUGGCUACGUGGGUGGCGCCUCCGUGAUUGUGUGCUUGUUGUGUCUCCCCCUUUUGAUUGCCAUUAGAGAAGAAUUCAUGCUGUUCAAUCUCAACAAACAAAACCAGGACGGACACGUCGCUGUUUUGAUCCAUGACCAAAAACCUCCGCCCAAAAGGGCAUUGGAGGAGGACGCUAUAGACAGUGUUUCAAUCAAGCCGGAAAGAGGAGAUGACUUCACCAUCUUUCAAGCUCUCCUCAGUAAAGACAUGGCUCUUCUUUUCAUAGCUACACUUUCAGGAUGUGGCUCGUCUAUUGCCGCCAUUGACAAUAUAGGCCAAAUCGCGGAGUCGCUUCAAUACCCGCCUCACUCCAUAGCAAUUUUCGUCUCCUGGGUCUCCAUAUUCAAUUUCUUCGGCCGCGUCUUCUCCGGCUUCAUCUCCGAAACCCUUAUGGUCAAAUACAAAUUACCUCGCCCUCUCAUGUUCGCCUCCUCCUUUCUCCUUACCUGCAUUGGCCAGCUCUUAAUCGCCUUCCCAUAUCGCGGCUCAGUCUACGCCGCUUCCUUGAUCAUUGGUUUCGGGUUUGGAGCCCAAGUUCCAUUGCUAUUCGCCAUAAUAUCUGAGCUCUUCGGCCUCAAACACUACUCAACGCUCUUCAACUGCGGCCAACUCGCAGUCCCGUUCGGGUCUUAUAUACUAAAUGUGGAUGUAAUAGGCAAGUUGUACGAUAUGGAAGCCAUAAGACAAGGUGGAAAGAAGACUGGCAAGGGACUAACUUGCACUGGAGCUAAUUGCUUUAGUAAUUCCUUCACAAUUUUGGCAGCAGUGACUUUUUUUGGAGCUCUCUCUUCGCUUGUGCUGGCUUAUAGGACUCGAGACUUUUACAAAGGAGAAACGUAUAAGAAAUAUAGAGAAGAUAUGUGGAUUCCUAAAGCAGAUAUGGAAUUCUAUUGUUUGGAUAACAGGAAAGCUGUCAAAUUUGUGGGAAAGCUAAUCACACUGCCUUGA